UGGAUGAGUAUUUUCCUCCAGGACUUGCUAAACAAAGAUUAUUGGUAACCUUGGUUAAAUGACGAGUGAAAGGUAAAUACACCUUGGAAGGGGCGGCGGCGCGCGGCGGGGGGCGGUUAGGGUGCGCGCCGGCCGGAGCGGCCGCCCCCAUGGCCGCCGUGCAGCAGACGGGGAAGGCGCUCCAGGGCCACGAGUGCAGCCUGCAGGUGUCGGAGGACGAGCUGGUGUCCACGCUGAAACAUCUAGUGUCCGGGAAGCUGAACGUCCCCGAGCGCCAGCAGCGGCUGCUGUUCAAGGGCAAGGCUCUGGCAGACGGGAAAAGACUCUCCGAUUAUAGCAUUGGGCCCAAUUCCAGGCUCAACCUAGUGGUCAGACCUCUGGAGAAGGUGUUACUGGAAGAAAGUACCGCCUGGAGACUGGCCGAAGCCCUGCCCCCAACCCCGGCCGCCUGGCAGCUCAUCUCCAAAGUCUUGGCCCGCCACUUCAGUGCUGCAGAUGCCAGCAGAGUCCUGGACCAACUACAGAGGGGUUAGGAGACGUCCCUGAGCCACCUGACGCUGGAUGACAUCCAACGCUUGGCUGGCCGCUUUCUACACCCUGAAGUGAAAGCAGCUAUGGAGAAGGGGUUCUCCAAGUCGGAUUCCCAGAGUGUGGGGAGGCGCCUGGCCAGGCCACAAGCUGCAUGUAGCAUUAAAUGUGUUCUCAUGUUGCAAAAAAACAACAAAAUACACACACACACACACACACACACACACCUUGGAAGUUAGAAAUAGUCAACUGCUCCAUAAGGAUCUAAAGGCAUAUUUCCUCCAGAAUCUUUGAUUAUGUUCUAAGGAGAAUACAAACUUACAGACGUCUCUUCUCUCACAGAGAGGGUAUG
This is a messenger RNA of Camelus dromedarius (Arabian camel), 880 nucleotides long. Its product is annotated as ubiquitin-like protein 4A. Lineage: Eukaryota; Metazoa; Chordata; Mammalia; Artiodactyla; Camelidae. Gene Ontology annotation, molecular function: protein-folding chaperone binding. The transcript has a single exon. Gene Ontology annotation, biological process: tail-anchored membrane protein insertion into ER membrane; post-translational protein targeting to endoplasmic reticulum membrane. The record is from RefSeq and is a predicted model, not a curated record. Bases 150 to 533 code for a protein of 127 amino acids. Gene Ontology annotation, cellular component: BAT3 complex.